Molecule: messenger RNA, 2591 nt
Organism: Owenia fusiformis
Lineage: Eukaryota; Metazoa; Annelida; Polychaeta; Sabellida; Oweniidae
Source: the annotation of a GenBank genome assembly
GUUGAGUCUGCUGAUCGUAGAAGAAUUGAAGACGGAGACGAUGAGACGCAACAUGCACUUUCUCUGGUGGGUGACGAUGAUGAUGAUGAUGAUGAUGGAAUUCCGUUUGGCGGACAGCCUUACAGAACUUGAUGCAAACUUCAGAUUUCUUGCGAUGCCAGAGGACGCAGCCGGAGAGCGAUAUUCAAUUAGAUUAUCGAAACGCUACGUCCAACCUAACAAGAUCAACACCGAUGGCAGUUUCACAGAUAUCACCUAUACCGACAAUACCUACAAAAUGUCAAAGCCAUUUAGAACACACGGUGAUAGAUUGACUAAAAUCAUUCAGUCGUAUUUUUUAGACCACUCCGGGAACUAUUUCUACCAGAAUGCCACGACGUGGGAAUGGGUCGUGAAAUCUUGGGGAUUUCUUGCGUAUAGCGUACCUGACAACACAGAUUGGAACUGGUGGGGCUAUCAAAUUGGCGUCCCGCGGUCCUUCUGGGCUGGUCUCUUCCUCUCGAGGGGUCUAAUCAAUGACACGCUCUACGACGAUUUGAUUCAAAGAUACUGGACGGACCGUACGGUUUGGGAUUACGAACGAAAGAAGGAUGGGUACAUAUCGGCAUCAAAUCUGGCAAAUAGAGGUUUCCAUGGGUUGUUCGAGGCGUAUUACAAAAAUCAAACUAUUUUUGAAACCAGACGAAAUCAGGUCCUCGAGUACUUGAGUGAAGAAAUGGUGAAUAAAACGACGUACCAAGGGGAGGGUGUAGGGGCCGACUACUGUAUUCACGUACACAAUCUCCACGUGGGCUUCUAUGAGGGACAUUAUACUAACUCCCAUUUACGUUUGAUGAUGUAUAAUGGCGGAUAUGGAGCGGAGUUUCUCAAGAGAUCUGGCGCCAUCUAUUUGGCACUUCACGACUCUUCUUAUGCGGUGGAAGAGCAUGUUUUGUCCGAGUUCAUAAAUGUCUUCUUGGAAUGUCAUCAGUAUUUGGUGCGCGGUCGGACAUUCGAGCCGACAUCAGUUGGGCGUAAUAUAGAUGAUAACCAGCGAGUGACUUAUUGGGCAUCUUUAGACUCCGUUUACAAGGUAGCGAGAUUGCUGUCACAACUGAACUACCGUAAGACCGAACUAGAAAAUGUGAUUACAAGAUAUAAAAAACAUGGUCCUACUAGUAAAGCAAACGCCCUCAUUGGCAACAGGGGAUUUUUCGCCUCGGACAUGAUGGUUCACCAUAGAUUAAGUUACAUGGUGAGUGUGCGUAUGUUUUCCUGCCGCACAGUCCGACCUGAAACUUGGAUCAGCAGCAGAAGGAAAAACAACCCCGAUGGGUAUUACACGGGCGAUGGAUUUGUGGCUCUUCUACAGGAUGACCACGAGUUCGGAUCCAGAUUCAACGAGGUUUUCCAGUAUUAUGAUUGGGAAAAGAUUCCAGGUACGACCGUCGAAUAUCGUGGACAGGUUCCCCGGGAAGGUAUGGAGAGAAAUGUCGGUAAUCCAAACGGGUUUCCUCAUCAUAUAAGUAACGCUGCCUUCGUUGGCAGUGUCUCCGAUGGAAUGUACGGUGCUGCUGCAAUGGACUACGAUCGUCCAACAGUCAAUAUAACUCUGAAGAAGUCUUGGUUUUUCUUUGAUGAUGAAGUCGUCUGCUUGGGUAGUGAUAUUGAGAGGCGCGAAACUAAUGAGGUGACCGAGCUACCGAUUAUUACUACGCUGAACCAAAACGUCCAAAAUGGUGACAUUGCAUAUAGUAAUUCAGAAACAUGGCAAUAUGUAGGCUCAAACACGAUAACAGAUGUUCCAAAUGCUAAAUGGAUUCACCACAACAACGCGGGAUAUGUGUUUCCAAACGGGGCAGAUGCAAAUAUCGAAUCCUAUGUUAAGACGGCAAAUGGUAAAACUCUGGAAGUCGCAACCAUGUGGAUGGAACAUGGUGUUAAACCGUAUGCGUACAUCAUGUACCCAGGUGUAACCAUAGCUCAAACUGAGCAACGUCACGCAAAUCCAUCAGUGGCGAUCUUGCAACAGGACUCAAAUGCCCACAUCGUGUACCAAUCAACACUUGAUAUACUCUCGAUGGUCGUGUUCACCGGUCCAUUCUCCUUCGUUUACCCAGAUACUGAAUUGUCCUUUUCUUUCACAGUCGAUCAGGCUUGUAUUUUGAUGAUUCGGCACUUGCAGUCAAAUAACAGUCUUUCAAUCACCGUUUCGUUCCCUCCGCAGAUAACAGCGACAGUUGGUAUUACAUUUGGUUUGCAUUUGACAGGAGAUGACUCAACUUACAAUUCCAGUGAGCAGGAAUCCAAAGUUCUGUUUCAUUUCGCACAUGAUCUGAGAGUUGCUGGAAAAAGUCAAACGAAGAAUUUGAAGAUUGAACCAAUAAUCACGACAACAACUGAAUCUAUAAUCGCAACGACUGAAGCUACUACCACAAUAACUGAAAAAAUAACUGAACAAACAACAGCAACAAUUGAACUUUCAACCAUACCAACUGAAGCUACAACCACAUAAUCACAUCCGAACCGUCAACGACCACAGCAAAUAAAAUCGAACAUUUCUUGUAAAAAUGAGAACUCGAAGAGUUUCAAUAAACAGAUAAUAUUAACAA